CCGGGUCUGCUAGUGGCACGCGAAGGGGAGUCGUGGUGGCGCUGUGCUGCAGUCUCCUGGUCUCCGAUCCUUGUGCGCGCUGUGCACUUGGGGAUCGGUCUAUUACCUCCCUGCUACCCCCAAGUCUCUCAGUCCCUGACUUUGGCCCUGGAAGGCUCUAGCCAGGAGCUGGGCGCGGCGCCUUGUCAAUUGCAAAACCCUCUCUCGGCUAAAGCGGCGUCCUGUGCUGAAGUUUCCAAGGGCUAUCAAUGACAAAUGAGGACUUACUGUACUGGGUACUGCUUAGGAUGAAUAUUAUUUGGAGAAAUUCCACUUCCUGUCUAAGGCUAAGAAAGGUGCCACACAGAUGCCAAGGUGGGCACCGCCCAGUAGUCCCUCUUGGAUCAAGGAUUUUAACUGACCCAGCCAAAGUUUUUGAAUACAACAUGUGCUGUGUAAAAAAAAAAAAAGCAACAUCUAUGAAGUGUAGUAAAGUGAAGCACAGUGAAAUGAGGGAUCACAUGCAGUGGUCUAAAGAAGAAGAAGAAACAGCCAGAAAAAAAGUAAAAGAAAACUCAGCUGUGCGGGUCCUUCUGGAAGAGCAAGUUAAGUAUGAGAAUGACGCUAGUAAAUACUGGGACACAUUUUACAAAAUUCAUAAGAAUAAGUUUUUCAAAGAUCGCAAUUGGCUGUUGAGAGAAUUUCCUGAAAUUCUUCCAGUUGAUCAAGAAACUAAAGAGAAGGUGGGAGAAUCAUCAUGGGAUCAUUUAGAAACUAAGACUGCAUAUUGUUCCUCAAGAAUGCACUGCUCUACUAUGCCUGAAGAAAAAUAUCAUUGUAAGAAAAGUUCUGGCCCUUCAGAUGGUAAAAGCAACUUAGACUCUGAACACAGAAAAGGAGCUCUGAAGACUGAAUUGUUUCCUGGUAGCAAUGCCACUUUCAGAAUACUAGAGGUCGGCUGUGGGGCUGGAAAUAGUGUUUUUCCAAUUCUGAACACCUUGCGGAACAUUCCGGAGUCCUUUCUUUAUUGUUGUGAUUUUGCUUCAGGAGCUGUGGAGCUGGUUAAGUCGCACUCGUCCUACAGAGCAGCCCAGUGCUCUGCCUUUGUUCAUGAUAUAUGUGACGGCGGCCUACCCUACCCCUUUCCAGAUGGCACCCUGGAUGUCAUUCUCCUGGUCUUUGUGCUCUCUGCUAUUCAUCCUGACAGGAUGCAGGGUGUUGUAAACCGACUGUCCAAAUUACUGAAACCUGGAGGAAUGCUGUUAUUUCGGGACUAUGGAAGAUAUGAUAAGACUCAGCUUCGUUUUAAAAAAGGACAUUGUUUAUCUGAAAAUUUUUACGUUCGAGGAGAUGGUACCAGAGCAUAUUUCUUCACAAAAGGGGAAGUCCACGAUAUGUUCUGCAAGGCCGGUUUAGAUGAAAAGCAAAAUCUGGUUGAUCGUCGCUUACAAGUUAAUAGGAAAAAACAAGUGAAAAUGCACCGAGUGUGGGUUCAAGGCAAAUUCCAGAAACCACUGCACUGGACUCAAAAUAGCUCCAAAUUGGCAUUUUCACUCCUUUCUCAUAAUUGAACUGUGUACCAUGUUAAAGUGCAAAACCAGAGGACUACGUUAUUCAAAAACUCCUACAAAAUCUUUCAUUUCCCUAAAGACAGUAACAAGAAAAGUAUUCAUGGGUGAGCUCUUUUGUACAUUUUAAUCACAUGUAAGCGAUUUGGUAGAGUAUACCAUUUUCUGUGUUUUGAAAUUUUGAUAUGCCCAAGCUUAUUUGGAUUUAUUACAUCUAACCAUUUUGCUUAUUCCUUGGAUUUUAUGAUAUAAUUAUUCAAUUAAAUUGCUGGUAUAAGUCAAUUUUGAGAAAACAUACCUCGCAAAUUUUUACAAGUAGAAAAAAUUAUCUACUUUAUUUUUACAUUAGGCUUAGUAAACCAGUUCCCAAACACAGUCAGACUCUCCCCAUUGUCAUCUGAUAGCAGAGAGGCACCACAGCUUGUUUCUAGGGAAAGCUUCAACAGUCUAGGGUCAAGAUAUAUCAUUUUUUGUUUUGUUGUUGUCUGUUUUCCCCACGGUUUUGUUGGAGUUUUGUUUGUUUUGUGUUUUCUUUUUGAGUCGGGUCUUGCUCUGUUGCCCCUGCUCAUGCAUAGUGCACCAUAACCUCAAGUCACUAUCUUCAAGUGAUCCUCCUGCUUUGGCCUCCCAAAGUGCUGGACUUAGAGGCAUGUUCCUCUGUACCUGGCCUUUUUUUCUUUUAAAUUCAGAACAUAUAUCUGAUGUCUGAAAUUUAAUUUUAGUUUCUCUUUCCUUUCCUACAAUUGGGGAAGUAUGGCUCAUUCUAACAUUAUUUUCAGGCUGUUCUUAAAUGUACAAUUUGUUGUAAAUUCUCUUUAAGACAACUAACAUACCUAAGAAAAUUCUUGCAGCUGAAAAUGUAUUUGCCCCUUGCCUUAAAAAGGACACGAGUUGGGGGCAGUGCCUGUGGCUCAAGGAGUAGGGCACCGGUCCCAUAUGCCGGAGGUGGCGGGUUCAAACCCAGCCCCGGCCACAAACCAAAAAAAAAAAGGACACGAGUUGGCUUACACAUUGCACCUUGUAAAAAGAGAGUUUUUAAGACUGGUCUCUCAUUCAUUACACAAUACUUAUUGAGUACUUACAUUGUACAUGGAAUAAAACAAUCGAUAAAGAAUUAACC
Molecule: messenger RNA, 2667 nt
Organism: Nycticebus coucang (slow loris)
Lineage: Eukaryota; Metazoa; Chordata; Mammalia; Primates; Lorisidae
Gene: METTL8
Product: methyltransferase 8, methylcytidine
Exons: 12
Coding region: 249-1550 (433 amino acids)
Molecular function (GO): tRNA (cytidine-N3)-methyltransferase activity
Source: RefSeq, a predicted model, not a curated record